Messenger RNA from Macrobrachium nipponense, 1283 nucleotides. RefSeq lists its product as uncharacterized. The transcript is spliced from 3 exons. The record is from RefSeq and is a predicted model, not a curated record. Bases 12 to 977 code for a protein of 321 amino acids. Lineage: Eukaryota; Metazoa; Arthropoda; Malacostraca; Decapoda; Palaemonidae.
CUCCUCUAGUCAUGUACAUCAAUGAUUAUCGUGAGCGGUACGCAAUCUUCUUGUGUCUUGGAGGUUUCUAUCAAGAUUUACGAGAAGACUUCGAUUCAGUUCACCAAAUAAAUGUUGAAGGAUGGAAGCUGUUUCUUGUGGAAUGUCCCGCUUCUCCUUACUGCUUUCAGAAGCCACCCAGCUAUGCUGUAGUUCCCUACAAUGAUGAUUUCAUGGAGGCUCUUUGGGGACUCCACAUGUUUCGAAAUAGCCAGAGAGUCCGAUCAGCUUUCAGGUUAAGAAGGCAAGCAUUCAGUAUUGAAGAAGAGCUGGAAUUAAGAAAUACUGAAGUUGGUUAUGCUGUGAUAGGUCUUGAUAUUCCCACACUUUUUUUAAGUAAAGCAUUUAUUUUGCCAUUAUGGAGUAAUGAAGUUGGACAUGAAUAUAAAACACCUACACAGUAUUUUGGUGAUUCUAGUUUGCAAGGGAAUGAAUCUGAAAAGAGAAAUGAGAAGGAAGAUUUUGUUGGCAGUAAGGAUGUUUACAAAGAUGGCAAAUUGACUGAAGAAAAAAGGGAGAGAGGGUCUCUAGGUAAACCACCAAUAACUAGUUUGACACUGUUAAGGACUCUCAAGGAACAGUCAGUGCAAGAACAAGACUUUGGAAAUCAGUUAACUUCUAGGAUGACUAAAGAGAGUGAAAAAUUAUUCUCUGCGGUCAUACAAAGGAGCACCACUUCACCUGCAAGAUCAGAUUUGACUUAUUACCUAACGUGCAUCUCAGCUUCUUGUGUGGCAGCUGACCCACUGCUUCAAAUUAACAAGCUUCCUAAAAUUCACCGUUCAACUGCAUCCUUGGUCUUGGAGGAGUUUCCUGUUCUUUAUGAUAUUACAGUAGAGCUCACUGUCAAGGACUAUUUUGAUAAUCCAUUUGUACUGAACGUGUGUAGACCACAUUCUAGUUACCUAUAUCUUAAAGUACUAUACAUUGUAACUUAAAACACACUUAUUGGAUGAGUUUUGUAUAUUUUACAUAGUAUGUAUUUUGUAAAUACAGUGGGCCCCCUGUAUUCGCGUUCUCCAAAUUCACGGACACACAGAUUCGUGGAUUUCUCCUUGGACCUUAUCUACCCAUUAUUUGCGGGGGAUUCGCCUGUUCGCGGGUUUUUUCCGACUAUAAAUAAUCACAAAUUAGUCUAUUUUGGUGUUAUUUUCAUGACUAAAUACAUUUUUAUGAUACAAAAAUAAUUUUCUAAUUUUAAAAUGUUAAUAUUGAUCAAUACUGUAUUAGUAAGUCUAAUAAGA